Molecule: messenger RNA, 753 nt
Organism: Schistocerca serialis cubense
Lineage: Eukaryota; Metazoa; Arthropoda; Insecta; Orthoptera; Acrididae
Product: E3 ubiquitin-protein ligase RNF12-B-like
Exons: 2
Coding region: 1-753 (250 amino acids)
Source: RefSeq, a predicted model, not a curated record
AUGCAUAAUGCAUCAGAGCGGCGUGUAGCGCGGCCACGGGCCCCCAGCCGCACCGUCGCGCCGCGUCGCUCCUUUGACGAGGACUUCUCGGCGCCGCCGCCUGCCGCCGCCGCUGCUGCUGGAAGCAGAUUUCCGGCGGCAGAUCUCGCCACCACGCUUUCAAACUCUACGCCUUUCUUUGCAUUUGCUGCGUUAUGUAUUUUUGCUAGGGUAAAGCCAGGCAGCAUCGAGCAGCCAGCCAGCAUCAAGCAGCCAGCCAGCGUCCAGCAGCUAGCCAGCGUCCAGCAGCCAGCCAGCGUCCAGCAGCUAGCCAGCGUCCAGCAGCCAGCCAGCGUCCAGCAGCCAGCCAGCGUCCAGCAGCCAGCCAGCAUCCAGCAGCCAGCCAGCGUCCAGCAGCCAGUCAGCGUCCAGCAGCCAGCCAGCGUCCAGCAGCCAGUCAGCGUCCAGCAGCCAGCCAGCGUCCAGCAGCCAGCCAGCGUCCAGCAGCCAGCCAGCGUCCAGCAGCCAGCCAGCGUCCAGCAGCCAGCCAGCGUCCAGCAGCCAGUCAGCGUCCAGCAGCCAGCCAGCUUCCAGCAGCCAGCCAGCGUCCAGCAGCCAGUCAGCGUUCAGCAGCCAGCCAGCGUCCAGCAGCCAGCCAGCGUCCAGCAGCCAGCCAGCAUCCAGCAGCCAGCCAGCGUCCAGCAGCCAGCCAGCGUCCAGCAGCCAGCCAGCGUCCAGCAGCCAGCCAGCGUCCAGCAGCCAGCUAGCGUCUAG